Trichosporon asahii var. asahii CBS 2479 is the source of this 1158-nucleotide messenger RNA. RefSeq lists its product as uncharacterized. Gene Ontology annotation, molecular function: histone H4 acetyltransferase activity; histone binding. Bases 1 to 1158 code for a protein of 385 amino acids. Gene Ontology annotation, cellular component: nucleus. Lineage: Eukaryota; Fungi; Basidiomycota; Tremellomycetes; Trichosporonales; Trichosporonaceae. Gene Ontology annotation, biological process: subtelomeric heterochromatin formation. The record is from RefSeq and is a predicted model, not a curated record. The transcript is spliced from 6 exons.
AUGGCUGACAACGACGAAGCCUGGGUCACUAACUCCAAUGAGGCUCUGAACCUUCAGCUCGCUGAGGAAGAUGCCGAGCAGCUGCACGGCGAGGAUCGCGUUGUGAUCGAGCCCUUCCACCCGGACUUCACGUAUCCCAUUUUUGGUGACCAGGAGAAGAUCUUUGGCUACAAGGGACUCGACAUCAAACUCCACUUUGCUUCCGGCUCGCUCAAGCAGUUCCUCCAGAUCACUUACGACGAAAAGAUUGAGGACGAGGCGACCCCUGCCGAUGACGUCGAGGGCGAGCUCUUCAAGUUUCUGCCGGCAGACUACACGAAGAGCGCUGUCGCUUUCGAGCAGACGGUUGAGGAGGAUGCAAAGAGCUUCAAGCCGAUGGGAGAGCUGAUCGGGAGCUACACGCUACGUGCUGCGAGCAGCAAGGGGAAGGGAAAGGCGAACGGGGAGGGACCGGCAGCUGAUGCGGAUCACGCUGUCUCAUACGAAAUGUUCAAGAUCUUCAUCCUGCUGUUCAUUGAGGGCGGAAGUUACAUUCAGGAGGACGAGGAGGCGUGGGAGUUCGAGAAGCGCCGACGACCCGAUACUGAUAUCGAGACGUACCACUUCGUCGGCUACACGUCGCUGUACCCGUUCUGGUGCUUCCCGGACCAGGUUCGCCUGCGCCUGAGCCAGUUCGUCAUUCUCCCGCCGUAUCAGCACCUCGGCCACGGCUCACGCCUUUACUCGGCCCUCUUCAAGCAUAUGCUCGGACGCGAGGGUGUCGCCGAACUCACGGUCGAGGACCCCGCCGAGGCAUUCGAGGAUCUGCGUGACCGCAACGAUCUGCGAUUCCUUGUCGAGCAGGGUGUGCCGGAGGAUCCGAAGUUCCUCGAGGGCGUCGGAGACAACAGUCGAGCGGAGCGUGCCAAGUGGGAGGCGGGACUGCGGAAGAAGUACAAGAUUGCGCAGCGCCAGUUCGACCGAUUGCUUGAAAUGCUCCUCCUGCGUCAGCUUGACCGCAAGGAUGCGGCGAAGGUCCGAGCCUACCGCCUGCAGGUCAAGGCGCGGUUGUACCGGUUCAACUACAUGACGCCAGAGGAGCGCAAGGAGGCGCUCGCAAAGACGUACGACACCGUCAUCGAUGACUACGACCGCAUCCUCGGCAUGACUUUCCACUAG